CGGGCCAACCCAACUCAGACACAAUAGCAUUCUUGGGUCUUACAAGCAUCCUCCAUAUAUGGUGGAGGGGCUUCCUUUAUAAAGGGAACUGAUUGUGAAACCCGCAAUAGGUCAUCAUUCUAUCACAAGUGCCGUAACACCUCAGUCUUCUCUGUAGGGAUUGGAGAGUUUAAAAAUGGGCGACGCCGCCAUGAAAGAAUUUGGGGCAGCGGCCUCCUACUUGAGGAAAUCAGACAGGGAGCGUUUGGAGGCUCAGACUCGUCCAUUUGAUAUGAAGAAAGAAUGCUUUGUUCCUGACAAUGAUGAGGAGUUUGUGAAGGCUUCCGUCACCAGCCGUGAGGGGGACAAAGUCACCGCUCAAACUGCAAAGGGGAAGACUGUGACAGUGAAGGAUUGUGACGUGCAUCCUCAGAACCCGCCAAAGUUUGAUAAAAUUGAAGACAUGGCCAUGUUCACCUUCCUCCACGAGCCCGCUGUGCUGUUUAACCUCAAAGAGCGUUAUGCAGCAUGGAUGAUCUAUACCUACUCUGGGCUGUUCUGUGUCACUGUCAACCCCUACAAGUGGCUGCCAGUCUACAACCAAGAGGUGGUUGUUGCCUACAGGGGAAAGAAGAGGAGUGAAGCUCCUCCUCACAUUUUCUCCAUCUCUGACAAUGCCUACCAGUACAUGCUAACUGACAGAGAAAAUCAGUCAAUUCUCAUCACUGGAGAAUCCGGUGCUGGGAAAACUGUCAACACCAAGAGAGUCAUCCAAUAUUUUGCCAGCAUUGCAGCUGGCAGUGGAAAGAAAGACGUAGGCUCUGAGAAAAAGGGUACCUUGGAGGAUCAAAUCAUCCAGGCUAACCCAGCUUUAGAGGCCUUUGGAAAUGCCAAAACCAUCAGAAAUGACAACUCCUCCAGAUUUGGCAAAUUCAUCCGAAUUCACUUUGCUGCCAGUGGGAAGCUUGCAUCGGCUGAUAUUGAGACAUAUCUGCUGGAGAAGUCCCGUGUCACCUUUCAGCUUAAGGCUGAAAGAGACUACCACAUCUUCUAUCAGAUUCUCUCUCAGAAAAAACCAGAGCUUUUAGAGAUGCUGCUCAUCACCAACAACCCCUACGAUUAUGCGUUCAUCUCCCAAGGAGAGACAACCGUCGCCUCCAUCAAUGAUGCUGAGGAGCUCAUGGCCACUGAUGAUGCCUUUGAUGUGUUGGGCUUCACCCAAGAGGAAAAGAAUGGCAUUUACAAACUGACAGGUGCCGUCAUGCACUAUGGGAACAUGAGGUUCAAAAACAAGCAGCGUGAGGAGCAGGCAGAGGCGGAUGGCACUGAAGAUGCUGACAAAGUUGCUUAUCUAAUGGGGAUGAACUCUGCUGACCUCAUAAAAGGUCUCUGUCAUCCAAGAGUUAAAGUGGGAAAUGAGUGGGUCACCAAGGGACAAAAUGUUCAGCAGGUCUACUAUGCAGUCGGUGCAUUGUCCAAGUCAGUGUAUGAGAAGAUGUUUCUGUGGAUGGUAGUCCGUAUUAACCAAUCUCUGGACACAAAGCAGCCUCGCCAGUACUUCAUUGGAGUUCUGGAUAUUGCUGGAUUUGAGAUCUUUGAUUUCAACACCUUUGAGCAGUUGUGUAUCAACUUCACCAAUGAAAAACUGCAACAGUUUUUCAACCAUCACAUGUUUGUGCUGGAGCAAGAAGAAUACAAGAAAGAGGGCAUUGAAUGGACGUUCAUAGAUUUUGGUAUGGACUUGCAGGCCUGUAUUGACCUGAUUGAAAAGCCCAUGGGUAUCAUGUCCAUCCUUGAAGAAGAGUGCAUGUUCCCCAAAGCCAGUGAUGCGACCUUCAAAGCUAAACUGUAUGACAACCACCUGGGGAAAUCCAGCAACUUCCAGAAGCCCAGAAUAGUCAAAGGGAAACCAGAAGCUCAUUUUGCCCUGAUGCACUAUGCUGGCACUGUUGAUUACAAUAUCAACAACUGGCUGGUGAAGAACAAGGAUCCUCUAAAUGAGACUGUUGUUGGACUUUACCAGAAGUCUAAUUUGAAACUAUUGGCAUUACUCUUUGCAAAUUAUGCUGGGACAGAUUCACCAGAUGCCGGAAAGGGAAAAGGCAGCAAGAAGAAGGGUUCAUCCUUCCAGACUGUGUCAGCCUUGCACAGGGAGAAUCUCAACAAGCUAAUGACCAACUUGAGGUCUACUCACCCCCACUUUGUACGCUGCAUCAUCCCCAAUGAGACCAAGACUCCUGGAGCCAUGGAGAACCCGCUGGUCAUGCACCAGCUGCGCUGUAACGGUGUGCUGGAAGGCAUCAGAAUCUGCAGGAAGGGCUUCCCCAACAGGAUCCUCUAUGGAGAUUUCAAACAGAGAUAUCGUAUCCUGAAUCCUGCCGCUAUCCCUGAGGGUCAGUUUAUCGACAGCAAGAAGGGAGCAGAAAAACUCCUUGGGUCUUUGGAUAUUGACCACAAUCAAUACAAGUUUGGACACACAAAGGUGUUCUUCAAAGCUGGUCUCCUUGGGCAACUCGAGGAGAUGAGGGACGACCGCUUGUCUCUCAUCAUUACUGGAAUCCAGUCUAGAUCGAGAGGUCUCCUGGCAAGAAUGGAAUUCCAGAAGAUUGUUGAAAGGAGGGAUGCAUUAUUAGUAAUCCAGUGGAAUAUUCGUGCGUUCAUGGGGGUUAAGAAUUGGCCAUGGAUGAAGCUGUUCUUCAAGAUCAAACCUCUUUUGAGAUCUGCUGAAGCAGAAAAGGAAAUGGCCAACAUGAAGGAAGAAUUCCUGAAGUUGAAAGAAGCUUAUGCAAAGUCAGAAUCCCGCAGGAAGGAACUGGAGGAAAAAAUGGUUUCUCUUCUCCAAGAGAAAAAUGACCUGCAGCUCCAAGUUCAGGCUGAGCAAGAUAAUCUUGCUGAUGCUGAAGAAAGAUGUGAGGGGUUGAUCAAACACAAAAUCCAAAUGGAAGCAAAAGCCAAAGAGUUAUCCGAAAGACUGGAGGAUGAGGAGGAGAUGAAUGCUGAAUUAACGGCAAAGAAAAGGAAGUUAGAGGAUGAAAGUUCUGAGCUGAAGAAGGACAUUGAUGACUUGGAGUUAACGCUGGCUAAAGUGGAGAAAGAGAAGCAUGCCACUGAGAACAAGGUGAAGAACCUGGUUGAAGAAAUGGCGGCUUUGGAUGAAAUCAUUGCCAAGUUAACCAAGGAAAAGAAAGCCUUACAAGAAGCUCAUCAGCAAACACUGGAUGACCUUCAGAGUGAGGAAGACAAAGUCAACACUCUGACCAAGGCCAAGUCAAAACUAGAGCAGCAAGUAGAUGAUCUUGAAGGGUCCCUUGAACAAGAGAAGAAGAUUCGAAUGGAUCUUGAGAGAGCAAAGAGGAAGCUGGAGGGAGACUUAAAGUUGACCCAGGAGAGCCUAAUGGAUCUGGAGAAUGACAAGCAGCAACUGGAAGAGCAUCUAAAAAAGAAGGACUUUGAAGUCAACCAGCUCACCAAUAGAAUAGAGGAUGAGCAGGCAAUUGCCAUUCAGCUUCAAAAGAAACUGAAAGAGCUUCAGGCCCGCAUCGAGGAGCUGGAAGAAGAGCUUGAGGCAGAGCGAGCUGCUCGAGCCAAAGUGGAAAAGCAGAGAGCAGACUUGGCCAGAGAACUAGAAGAGAUCAGUGAGAGACUGGAGGAGGCUGGUGGAGCAACAUCUGUACAAAUUGAGAUGAACAAGAAGAGGGAGGCUGAGUUCCAGAAACUCCGCAGAGACUUGGAAGAGGCCACUCUCCAGCAUGAAGCCACUGCAGCCACUCUGAGAAAGAAACAAGCUGACAGUGUUGCUGACCUGGGAGAGCAGAUAGACAACCUGCAGAGAGUCAAGCAGAAACUUGAGAAGGAGAAGAGUGAACUUAGGCUGGAAUUGGAUGAUGUCAUCUCCAAUAUGGAACAUAUCGUCAAAACAAAAACAACUCUUGAGAAGACAUGCAGAACUGUAGAAGAUCAGAUGAAUGAAUACAAGACCAAGUUCGAAGAAGCCCAGCGGUGUAUCAAUGACUUCAACAUGCAGAAAGCCAAGCUUCAAACUGAAAAUGGUGAGCUCUCAAGACAACUUGAGGAUAAAGACUCUCUCGUGUCUCAACUCACCAGAGGGAAAAUGUCAUACACUCAACAAAUUGAAGACCUAAAACGACAAUUGGAGGAGGAGAGCAAAGCCAAGAAUGCAUUAGCCCAUGCUGUGCAGUCCUCUCGCCAUGACUGUGACCUGCUCAGAGAGCAGUAUGAGGAGGAGCAGGAGGCCAAGGCUGAACUGCAGCGCGGCAUGUCCAAAGCCAACUCGGAGGUGGCUCAGUGGAGGACUAAGUAUGAAACCGAUGCCAUCCAGAGGACUGAAGAACUGGAAGAGGCUAAGAAGAAGCUGGCUCAGCGUCUACAGGAUGCAGAGGAAGCUGUGGAAGCAGUGAAUGCUAAAUGUUCCUCUCUUGAGAAGACUAAACACAGGCUGCAGAAUGAGAUCGAAGAUCUCAUGGUGGAUGUCGAGAGGUCAAAUGCUGCUGCUGCUGCUCUGGACAAGAAGCAAAGAAACUUUGACAAGGUCUUAUCUGAGUGGAAACAGAAAUAUGAGGAAUCUCAAUGUGAGCUGGAGGGCUCCCAGAAGGAAGCCAGAGCACUGAGCACAGAGCUAUUCAAAUUGAAGAACUCCUAUGAAGAGUCUCUGGAUCAGCUGGAGACCAUGAAAAGGGAAAACAAGAAUUUACAGGAGGAGAUUUCUGAUCUCACUGAGCAACUUGGUGAGAGUGGAAAGAAUAUUCAUGAGCUGGAGAAAUUAAGAAAACAAUUGGACCAGGAGAAAAAUGAGAUCCAGUCUGCUCUUGAGGAAGCAGAGGCUUCCUUGGAGCAUGAGGAGGGUAAGAUUCUAAGAGCUCAGCUUGAGUUCAACCAGAUCAAAGCUGACAUUGAACGGAAACUAGCUGAGAAAGAUGAAGAGAUGGAGCAGUGCAAGAGGAACAUGCAGAGGACAAUCGAAACUCUUCAGAGUUCUCUAGAAGCUGAGUGUCGAAGCAGGAAUGAGGCUCUCCGCUUGAAGAAGAAGAUGGAGGGAGACCUCAAUGAGAUGGAGAUUCAGCUAAGUCAGGCCAACAGGCAGGCAGCUGAGGCUCAGAAGCAACUCAAAUCUGUUCAUGCACAUCUGAAGGAUUGCCAAAUUCAGCUGGAUGAGUCUGUCCGUGCCAAUGAUGAUCUUAAAGAGAACAUUGCCAUUGUGGAGAGACGUAACAACCUCAUUCAGGCUGAGCUGGAAGAACUGAGGGCUGCUCUCGAACAAACUGAAAGAAGUCGCAAACUUGCGGAGCAAGAGUUGCUGGAUGUUAGCGAGAGGGUCCAGCUACUGCACUCACAGAACACCGGUCUGAUUAAUCAGAAAAAGAAACUUGAAAUUGACGCAUCCCAGCUUCAGAAUGAAGUAGAAGAAGCAGUCCAGGAGUCUAGGAACGCUGAGGAGAAAGCCAAGAAGGCCAUCACCGAUGCCGCCAUGAUGGCAGAAGAGCUGAAGAAAGAGCAGGACACCAGUGCUCACCUGGAGCGUAUGAAGAAAAACAUGGAGCAAACCAUCAAAGACCUGCAGCACCGCCUGGAUGAAGCUGAACAAAUUGCAAUGAAGGGAGGCAAGAAGCAGGUGCAGAAGCUCGAGGCCAGGGUGAAGGAGCUUGAAAAUGAGGUGGAGUCUGAGCAAAAGAAGAGCAGCGAAGCAAUAAAGGGAAUCCGUAAAUAUGAGAGACGGAUCAAGGAACUCACCUAUCAGACUGAGGAAGAUCGCAAGAAUGUUGUGCGUCUCCAGGAUCUGGUUGACAAACUACAACUGAAAGUCAAAGCAUACAAAAGAGCUGCGGAGGAGGCUGAAGAACAGGCCAAUACUAAUCUGAGCAAGUUCCGUAAACUGCAGCACGAGCUUGAUGAGGCUGAAGAGAGAGCUGACAUUGCUGAAUCUCAGGUCAACAAGCUGCGCGCUAAAAGCCGUGAUGUUGGCGCCAAGAAAGGGCUCGAUGAGGAGUGAAACAUACAGACAGCCAUGCAAGAACUUUGAGAUCAUCUGUAGUUGACUGUUUCCAAAGUGUCCGUAGAAUAAAGCAAAUG
Messenger RNA from Phycodurus eques (leafy seadragon), 6066 nucleotides. RefSeq names its product myosin-7. Gene Ontology annotation, cellular component: myosin complex. The record is from RefSeq and is a predicted model, not a curated record. Lineage: Eukaryota; Metazoa; Chordata; Actinopteri; Syngnathiformes; Syngnathidae. The transcript is spliced from 39 exons. Gene Ontology annotation, molecular function: cytoskeletal motor activity; actin filament binding; ATP binding. Bases 176 to 5986 code for a protein of 1936 amino acids.